GCAGCACCCUCGCUGCUUGGGCGGACUCUGUGCCCGGUAGCAGGAGUGGGCAGCCCACCAGCCUCAGGGGUGCCCGGCGGAGAGGCCCCGCAGUCCCCAGGACAGGUUACCAAAUAUCCUAGCGCGGCCUCCUGUCGUCCAGCCUUGCCCCUUGGGCUCUUUGGGUUCCUGGCCUUCCCUGUCGCUUUCACCGGACUCCGUGCGGUCACCUGCCCCCCGUUUCUUGGGGCUGCUCAGUAUGGCUCAGGGAUGCGGGAAGCGUUCUCGCCUAGAUCUCCACCCCUCCAUGCACCCCCUGGAAAAGUGCGAGGUCCGGGCCCUGUAUCAGUCGGGCUCUUCCGGGAAGCGCGUCCAGACCCCUAGUAAGAGUUCUGGGAUCUUCUCCCAGUUUCUACCGGACUCUGGACGCUCUUGGCGGAACUAGGGGGUGGUAGGACAGCAUCCGAGUGUGCGGGAGUGGGUGUGUGGUCGGAGCCGACGUGCAUUUCCACACACGUGCUCACAACGCGAGGCUUUAGCUGCAGCCACAUGGCUGCUCAGGGACACCCAGACGCCCGGCCCUGGCGAAAGGUAUCUUGUGUCGUCGUUUAUGGAGCUCCAGGGUCUGCGACGGAGGGUGUUUUGUUUUGCAAGCGCGCAGCCCUGGCCUUGGUUUCGUGGCCAUAGUUUUGUUGCACUCCCCCCCUCCCUGCCCCGCACUUCCUUUGUACACAGUUAAUAAGGAUAUCGCUCCACACGCUAUCGCUUGCAAUCUGAUAGCUUUUGUUUUGGUAGCGUCGGGUAGGGGGCAGGGAAGUGCUGGGAGGGAGGGAGAACUUAGGGCCCCGCGGGUGUGUGGAGGGGUGAAAGGAGAGGGUUCUUUUCUUCUCAAAACAUUAAAAUGAGGCUUACUGGUACAUUCUCGAUGGCAGGGUAACUUGAACACGAUUAAAGUUUAAAUGCAGUCACAGAACUGGGGCUGGGAACGGCGAGGGCGUGUUGUCUGCGGGCCGGGCAUUGACAUCCGCAACGACUACCAGCAGCUGAAGCGCCUGGAGAACUGCACGGUGAUCGAGGGCUACCUCCACAUCCUGCUCAUCUCCAAGGCUGAGGACUACCGCAGCUACCGCUUUCCCAAGCUCACGGUCAUCACCGAGUACCUGCUGCUGUUCCGUGUGGCUGGCCUUGAGAGCCUUGGCGACCUCUUCCCCAAUCUCACGGUCAUCCGCGGCUGGAAGCUCUUCUACAACUACGCCCUGGUCAUCUUCGAGAUGACCAACCUCAAGGACAUCGGGCUCUACAACCUGAGGAAUAUUACCCGGGGGGCCAUCAGGAUCGAGAAGAAUGCCGACCUCUGCUACCUCUCUACGGUGGACUGGUCCCUGAUCCUGGAUGCCGUGUCCAAUAACUACAUCGUGGGCAACAAGCCCCCUAAGGAAUGCGGGGACUUGUGCCCAGGGACGCUGGAGGAGAAGCCGCUGUGUGAGAAGACGACCAUCAACAACGAGUACAACUAUCGCUGCUGGACCACGAACCGCUGCCAGAAAAUGUGCCCGAGCGUGUGCGGGAAGCGGGCGUGCACAGAGAACCACGAGUGCUGCCACCCCGAGUGCCUGGGCAGCUGCAGCGCACCCGACAACGACACAGCCUGUGUGGCCUGCCGCCACUACUACUACGCCGGAGUCUGCGUGCCCAGCUGCCCACCCAACACCUACCGCUUCGAGGGCUGGCGCUGCGUGGACCGCGACUUUUGCGCCAACAUCCCCAGUGCGGAGAGCAGUGACUCCGAGGGCUUUGUGAUCCAUGAUGGCGAGUGCAUGCAGGAGUGCCCUUCAGGCUUCAUCCGCAAUGGCAGCCAGAGCAUGUACUGUAUCCCUUGCGAAGGCCCUUGCCCCAAAGUCUGUGAGGAAGAGAAGAAGACAAAGACCAUUGAUUCUGUCACUUCUGCUCAGAUGCUCCAAGGAUGCACCAUCUUCAAGGGCAACCUGCUCAUUAACAUCCGACGCGGCAACAACAUUGCCUCGGAGCUAGAGAACUUCAUGGGGCUCAUCGAGGUGGUGACGGGCUACGUGAAGAUCCGCCACUCCCAUGCCUUGGUCUCCUUGUCCUUCCUGAAAAAUCUUCGCCAGAUCCUAGGGGAGGAGCAGCUGGAGGGGAAUUACUCCUUCUACGUCCUUGACAACCAGAACUUGCAGCAGCUGUGGGACUGGGACCAUCGCAACCUGACCAUCAAAGCUGGGAAAAUGUACUUUGCUUUCAAUCCCAAAUUGUGUGUCUCCGAGAUUUACCGCAUGGAGGAAGUGACAGGGACUAAAGGGCGCCAGAGCAAAGGGGACAUAAACACCAGGAACAAUGGAGAGAGAGCCUCCUGUGAAAGUGACGUCCUGCACUUCACCUCCACCACCACGUGGAAGAACCGCAUCAUCAUCACCUGGCACCGAUACCGGCCCCCUGACUACAGGGACCUCAUCAGCUUCACUGUCUACUACAAGGAAGCGCCCUUUAAAAACGUCACGGAGUAUGAUGGGCAGGAUGCCUGUGGCUCCAACAGCUGGAACAUGGUGGACGUGGACCUCCCUCCCAAUAAGGACGUCGAGCCUGGCAUUCUACUGCAUGGGCUGAAGCCCUGGACACAGUACGCUGUUUACGUCAAGGCCGUGACCCUCACCAUGGUGGAGAAUGACCACAUCCGUGGGGCCAAGAGUGAGAUCUUGUACAUUCGCACCAAUGCUUCAGUUCCUUCCAUUCCCCUGGAUGUCCUCUCAGCAUCAAACUCCUCUUCUCAGCUGAUAGUGAAGUGGAACCCGCCCUCCCUGCCCAAUGGCAACCUGAGCUACUACAUCGUGCGGUGGCAGCGCCAGCCUCAGGACAGCUAUCUCUACCGGCAUAAUUACUGCUCCAAAGCAGACAAAAUCCCCAUCAGGAAGUAUGCUGAUGGCACCAUUGAUGUCGAGGAGGCUACAGAGAACCCCAAGACUGAAGUGUGUGGCGGGGAGAAGGGACCAUGCUGUGCUUGCCCCAAAACAGAAGCUGAGAAGCAGGCAGAGAAGGAGGAGGCUGAGUACCGCAAGGUCUUCGAGAACUUCCUGCACAAUGCCAUCUUUGUGCCCAGACCUGAACGGAAGCGGAGGGAGGUCAUGCAGGUCGCCAACACCACCAUGUCCAGCCGGAGCAGAAACACCACAGUGGUGGACACCUACAAUGUCACGGACCCAGAGGAGCUUGAGACAGAGUACCCUUUUUUUGAGAGCAGAGUGGAUAACAAGGAGAGAACUGUCAUUUCCAACCUCCGGCCUUUUACUUUGUACCGAAUUGACAUCCACAGCUGUAACCAUGAGGCUGAGAAGCUGGGCUGCAGUGCCUCCAACUUUGUCUUUGCAAGAACCAUGCCUGCAGAAGGAGCAGAUGACAUUCCUGGGCCAGUGACCUGGGAGCCACGGCCUGAGAACUCCAUCUUUUUAAAGUGGCCAGAACCUGAGAAUCCUAAUGGAUUGAUUCUAAUGUAUGAAAUAAAAUACGGAUCACAAGUCGAGGAUCAGCGGGAAUGUGUGUCCAGACAGGAGUACAGGAAGUAUGGAGGGGCCAAGCUGAACAGGCUCAACCCGGGGAACUACACGGCCCGGAUUCAGGCCACCUCUCUCUCCGGGAAUGGGUCAUGGACGGAACCUGUGUUCUUCUACGUCCAGGCCAAAACGACAUAUGAAAACUUCAUCCAUCUGAUCAUCGCCCUACCAGUGGCCGUUCUGUUGAUAGUAGGAGGGUUGGUUAUAAUGUUGUACGUCUUCCACAGAAAGAGAAAUAACAGCAGGCUGGGGAAUGGAGUGCUGUAUGCUUCCGUGAACCCGGAGUACUUCAGCGCAGCUGAUGUGUACGUGCCCGACGAGUGGGAGGUCGCCCGGGAGAAGAUCACCAUGAGCCGGGAGCUGGGACAGGGCUCCUUCGGGAUGGUUUAUGAAGGCGUCGCCAAGGGUGUGGUCAAAGAUGAGCCUGAGACCAGGGUGGCCAUUAAGACAGUGAAUGAGGCCGCCAGCAUGCGUGAGAGGAUUGAGUUUCUCAACGAGGCCUCCGUGAUGAAGGAGUUCAACUGUCACCACGUGGUGCGGCUGCUGGGUGUGGUGUCCCAGGGCCAGCCAACGCUGGUCAUCAUGGAACUGAUGACCCGGGGGGACCUCAAAAGUUAUCUCCGGUCUCUGAGACCAGAAAUGGAGAAUAAUCCAGUCCUAGCACCUCCAAGCCUAAGCAAAAUGAUCCAGAUGGCUGGAGAGAUUGCAGAUGGCAUGGCAUACCUCAACGCCAAUAAGUUUGUCCACAGAGACCUCGCUGCCCGGAACUGUAUGGUGGCCGAAGACUUCACAGUCAAAAUCGGAGAUUUUGGGAUGACGAGAGACAUCUAUGAGACAGACUAUUACCGCAAGGGAGGGAAAGGGCUGCUGCCUGUGCGCUGGAUGUCCCCUGAGUCCCUCAAGGACGGAGUCUUCACCACGCACUCUGAUGUCUGGUCCUUCGGGGUCGUCCUCUGGGAGAUUGCCACGCUGGCCGAGCAGCCAUACCAGGGCUUGUCCAACGAGCAAGUCCUUCGCUUCGUCAUGGAGGGCGGCCUUCUGGACAAGCCGGACAACUGUCCCGACAUGCUGUUUGAGCUGAUGCGCAUGUGCUGGCAGUACAACCCCAAGAUGAGGCCUUCCUUCCUGGAGAUCAUCAGCAGCAUCAAGGAUGAGAUGGAGCCUGGCUUCCGGGAGGUCUCCUUCUACUACAGUGAGGAGAACAAGCCGCCUGAGCCGGAGGAGCUGGACCUGGAGCCGGAGAACAUGGAGAGCGUCCCCCUGGACCCCUCGGCCUCCUCGUCCUCCCUGCCGCUGCCCGACAGACACUCAGGACACAAGGCUGAGAACGGCCCAGGCCCUGGCGUGCUGGUGCUGCGAGCCAGCUUCGACGAGAGACAGCCUUACGCGCACAUGAACGGGGGCCGCAAGAACGAGCGGGCCCUGCCUCUGCCCCAGUCCUCGACCUGCUGAUCCUGGAUCCCGAUCCCGUGCAAACAGUACCGUGCGCACGCGGGCGGGCGGGGGGAGAGUUUUAACAAUCUAUUCACAGCCUCCUGUACCUCAGUGGAUCUCCAGAACUGCCAUUGCUGCCCACGGGAGACGGCUUCUCUGCAGUAAACACAUUUGGGAUGUUCCUUUUUUCAAUAUGCAAGCAGCUUUUUAUUUCCCAACCCAAACCCUUAACUGACACGGGCCUUUAAGAACCUUAAUGACAACACUUAAUAGCAACAGAACACUUGAGAAUCAAGCCUCCUCACCCCCUCCCUGUCCCUCUCUCCUCUUUCUCCCUCUGUCUCUCACCUUUUUCUUUCUGCUUCUCGAUGGAAACGCAUUUGCUGCAAGCCCAGCCGGGACGCCCUUCAUGUAGGAUUGAGGAAAGAGCUGUCCCUCCAAGGCCCCACCUUGCCCCAAACACACCAUAGGUCUUUGUAAAAAAACAUGUUGAGAUGAAAAUUUUUAACUGAAUCUUGAACCUUUAGGGACAUACGAAAUUUAAAAAGGGCCAUCAUUCAUCCCAGGUUGUCACCAUGUUAACGCUGCCAAAUUUCUGCCACAACCCCGCACUUUCUCCCUCACUGUCCCCUCACUGUCGUCUUGUCUCCAGAGACCCCGGGGCGAGCACGGUAGCUGGUCACUUGUAAGAGCCACGCUGAUGAUGCUCUCCGCCCGAUCGGCCCCAGGGUUCUUUUCAAGUCUCACAUUCACACAGGUGUAACUGCUUGUGACAAGGUUGUCACUUGGGGGAACUGGACAGAAUGAGACUGUGUCUCAGUGAAGAUGGGGAGAAGCGUCCCCGCCCCACCUUCCACACCCCCACCUUCUAACCCCCAGGAAUUCUGGAGCAAACAGGCCCUCUCAGGAGCCUGGAAGAUAGGCUUUGAGUAAAGGUCAUCCCCAUGCCAGUCUCCUGUUCCCCCCAACCCCAGCUCCUUCUCGGCCCCCAAGGACACAGACAGGAAGGGGUUUCCAGGGACUCAGCCCAACUGUUUAUGCAGGUUUGCAAGGAAAGAAAUUCAAACACCACAACAACAGUACGAAGAAAAACAGUAAAUGGAUUCAAGCAUUCUAAGCUUUGUUGACAUUUUCUCUGUUACUAGGACUUCUUCAUGGGUCUUACAGUUCUAUGUUAGACCAUGAAACAUUUGCAUACACAUCGUCUUUAAUGUCACUUUUAUAACUUUUUUACGGUUCAGAUAUUCAUCUAUACGUCUGUACAGAAAAAAAAAAAAGCUGCUAUUUUUUUUGUUCUUUAUCUUUGUGGAUUUAAUCUAUGAAAACCUUCAGGUCUACCCUUCUUCCCUCUCUGCUCACUCCAAGAAACUUCUUAAUGCUUUGUACUAGAGUGCGUGACUUUCUUCCUCUUUUCCCAGUAAUUGAUACUUAUAUAACAUAAUUUGCCAUGAACUGUUUGAUGCCUUUUUAUAAAUACAUCCCCCCUACCGACUCCACCUGCCCCAUUAGUUCUGUUCUACCCCAUAGGCUCUGUGGGCACGAGGCUGGCGAGGGGAGGCGGCGGAGAGAAGGUGGGCACUUGCCCGGAGAGGCUCCCCUCUCUCCCCAGCCUGCUCUCACACAGCAUUUGAGUCUGUUACAGUGCAAGACAUGAUACAAACUCAGGUCAGAAAAAAAGGUUAAAUAUUUCGCACAUCCUUGUUCAGUGUUCAUAUUCACCAUUGUUGAAAAGUCUCACCUUCUCUUUCCCUUGCCUUUGUUUUGGUUGUGACACACAUAUAUCUAUUUUUUUAAUUCUUGGGUACAACAGCAGUUUUAUCUGCAGACACUAGGCAUUUGGAUGAUUUUUUUUUUUAAUGGCUAUUUAAUCCUUCCAUCCCAUGGAAAACAGCUGCUGAGUCCAGGGGUGCAGUGGAGUGCGCUCCGGCGGCCCUCUGCGGGCUCCUGCCACCACCCUCCAGACUGACCUACCUGUCUUUAGAACCAGAGACUCCCUAGGGACCCCGGGCAGCGAUGGGAGUGGGGCAGAGGGGCAGCAUCCUCGGGGUGCCGGCCAGCCAGCUGCCAGGCUGGGACAGCACAGGCGCCCGGAGCCCUGGCGCGGGCGUGCUGUUCCUCUGCCAGGAAGCCAAGUCCUCAGGCUCGGGGGUCUUGUUUUGUUUAGUUUUUAGCACUUCUCACCAGAGUGAUGACAGCACAAGAGUUGCUUCUGGGAUGGAAAUGUUUAAAUUAUGAGUAAGAACAAGGCUACAAUACGAUGAUUGCUAGUUGUGACUGGAGAUUGAACACAAAAAAGAAAGUUUGUAGUGCUUUUUUGUGUCAGUAGUUUCAUAGUUUCAGUCCCACUGUUCUCUCUAGUCCCUGUCCCAUAGUUUUUCCCUUAAAAAAAAAAGAGAAAAAGAAAAAAUUAAGAAGGUAUUAUAUGUAGGAGUGUUCUUUUAAUUUAUUUUGUGAUACCAGUUUCAAUCACUGUAGAGAAGCCCCAUUAUGAAUUUAAAUACUGAGGAAAGGGUUUGUGUGUGUGUGCGCGUGUCAGACGGGACAGUUUUUUGUUUUUGUUUUUGUUUUUUUUUUUUCCCAGACAUUUAUCUACCUCACUCUUAUUUUUUAUAUGUGUAUAUAUAAAAAAGAAUACAUCUCACACUUCUCAGCACCUGACAAUAUGCCGUUGAUACUGGUAACCUCAUCCACACCGCAGGCCGCACACACCAGGUGACGGGGGGGAGAGGCCAGGCUGUAUUCCGGGGUCAAAGCAACACUAACUCACCUCUGCACUCAUUUCAUACAGCUCGCCUUCUUCUGCAACUUCUCAGUUUGCAUUGCUUCUGUUCUUCUCCUGACUUGGCUUCCCAGGAGGUGGUGAGGGCCGGUGCUGCCUGAGGGGCCCGGGCUGGUUGGUUUUGAAACCAACUGCUUUGUGCAGAUUGAGCCGCAUACAGAUUCCACGGGGGAAGAUCAGGUCUCCGGGACAGACAGUGCGGGUGAGGGGCAGGCAGUGCCUCGCUAGCAGGCCCUAAGGCCAUGGGUGGGUGCUGAGCCUCCUCCAGGCCUUCUGCUCCUGGUUGCUGACCCGAAGGCCAGUCCCAUGCAGAAUGUACAGACAAGAGUCCCCUUCUCCCUCUCCAAACUGUUCUCUCAACCUCACGCUCGCUUCCUCCCCCAGGGGAAAACGAAGACGUACCAAACCUUUGGGCUGGAAGGGGCCCCCGCCAGGGCGGGCUGUGCCUUGUCCCCUCAUCCCGCUGCUCAGGGGUGGACGGCACAUCCCCAUUCCAGCAGCUGCUCUCACAGGCACUGGCGUUUUAUCUGGGAAACACGGGGCGGGGGAGGUUCCCAAAGCGUGGCGGCUCUUUCACAGUCCCAGGACUGCAGUUCCGCCCAGGAGCUCUUCCCUCCUGCUAGGACAUCCCCUUCUCCUUUCCCAAGUCCCCUGGGAACUUAAGGUCAUUGAGAAAUAGUGUUUGAUCAGGGUUUUCCCGCUUCCACACUGUAGGUGACCCCUUGGAAUAGUGGCCUCUCCUCUCUUUUGCACAUACCUACCGGUUUCCACAACUGGAUUUCUACAGAUCAUUCAGCUGGUUUUUAGGGUUUUUAUUUAAACUGUCCGAGUUGUUGGUGUCACUUUGUUUUUGUUUUACGUAGGUGGUUUUCCUUUAGUAGAAAGAAAACACUAACAGUGUAGUGCCCAUCAUAACAAAUGCUUCAGAAACACUUAAAUAAAAACUUUUGCUUGUGUGAUGGUGCAGUCAUUUUACUGGACCAAAUCACCCACCUUGACUAUACCAAGGCAUCAUGUAUCCACAGUUCUAGCCUAAUUUUAUGCUGAUUUCCCCCACCUCUUCUCAGUUUCCUCCUUUGUAUGCUCCAAAUAACUUAAUCAAACUGAGUUGUGGCAUUCUCCAUGCAGCCUCCUUCUGACAGCAGCUCACUGCUUGAAGUGACGUGAACCACUGAGGCACAUCGUUGAAUUGAUGUGAGCAUUAAAACAUUACCACACACAGCCCUUCCCUGAGGCAGCGGGAGCUGGUGUAUUCUGGAGACGUUGUUGAACUUCAACUGGGUAACACCCAGACCACCCCAGGUCUCCAUUAUGGGAUGUCCUGACGUUUAACACAGGUGGAAUGAGCUUCCUCCUUGGAAGAUAGAAGACCAUGUUCAUGGCCGACACUGGCCUUUCCUUUCAGCCUCUUUCUUAUGACUUGGAACAACAUUUCAAUAGUGGUGGUUAUUGUGGAACUAGCCAACGGCAAAGUGCUUGGCAUGGCAUGGUGUGUUUCAGUUGGGAUAACAGAUCUAAGAGCCAAGUAAGAUGCCAAACUCUAGGCCAGUCUGUUCCACCGAGGCCUCUUUCUCAGCAGCCUACCUCUGCCGGCAGGUGGCUGCACUGAAUGAAGGCCACUGUUACGGCAAGGUCACACUAGCUCAGAUCAGUGAGAAGGCUAGGAUGCUUGGUCCAAGGUCCUCAGCUGUCACUGUUGGGUCCUCCGGCUAGACAGUGUCAAAGGAAGUUACUCCUUUCCAAAACACAGGCGCCCUCCAGUUGACAGUAAAGCUCCAUGGUAUGCCUUGACCCAUUCCAACAGUCCCAGUAGUGCAUUUAAGGUUUGGGGUUUGUUCUUUCGUUAAUGUUACUUUUGUGUUUGUCGGCUGUCUUUUCAUUUCCUGGGCUAAGCAGCAUUGGGAGAUAUGGACCAGAGAUCCACCCUUUAAGAACCAGUGAUGAAAAUCAAACUUUCUUACUCCACUCUGACAUAGUUGGUGGUACAAAGGAGAACUUCAAGAGAGGAUGUUGUUUAGCUUGAACCUCUGUUGCCAGAGAUGCUGAAGAUACAGACCUUGGACAGGCCAAAAGUUUUCGUUUUUGGCUCCCAGCUUAGAUGACUAGUUGGUCAUUUUGAGAAAAAGCAGAUGAACACUCCUUGAUGGUGGAAUGAUGAGGCAGCAGGAAACCACUGUAACAGGGAUCAUGAAUGACAUGGAGAGAGGAAUCACGAGCAGAAGGUGCAGGGCUUGGAAGAAGUGUGGGCUGUGUUUGGAACUUGAUGGUUUCUGAAGGGAUCAGACCACAUCAAGGCUCAAGAGUCAUCCAUGGGCAUUUGGUUUCAACAAAUAAACCUAACAUCCUACUUUCGAAACUGCUACUGCAGAGUUCAGUCAAAUUGUUCAAGAAUACAAACUGCAUCGCACCCGUCAGUUGUCAGUUCUGGGGCAUGACUUUAGGGUUUUGUUUUAUUUUGUUUAUGCAAGAACAUAAUGAUCACUCAUCUGUAUGUCCACGUUUGUGUGUGUCCACAUCUUCCUGGUAAACAUCGUUUUAAUUAGUCACUCAUUAGCGUUUUCAAUAGGGCUCUUAAGUCCAGUAGAUUACGGGUAGUCAGUUGACGAAGAUCUGGUUUACAAGAACUAAUUAAAUGUUUCAUUGCAUUUUUGUAAGAACAUAGAAUAAUUUUAUAAAAUGUUUGUAGUUUAUAAUUGCCGAAAAUAAUUUAAAGACACCUUUUUUCUCUGUGUGUGCAAAUGUGUGUUUGUGAUCCAUUUUUUUAGGACACCUGUUUACUAGCUAGCUUUACAAUAUGCCAAAAACAGAUUUUUCCCUGACCCAAGCCGUGGUUCACCCUCUUUUCCCCCCAUGCUUUGUGCCCUAGUUUAUAACAAAGGAAUGAUGAUGAUUUAAGAAGUAGUUCUGUAUCUUCAGUAUCUUGGUCUUCCAGAACCCUCUGGUUGGGAAGGGGAUCAUCUUUUACUGGUCAUUUCCCUUUGGAGUGUAGCUACUUUAACAGACCGAACGAACCUCAUUGGCCAAGGAAACAGCAGAGGUGUUACAGCCUGGCGGUGCCUGUGGCACCAUAAGCAUCUGGUUUGGCAGGUUUGGUAGUUGUCCUCUUAUGCAGUGCCUCGAGAUGGAAGGACUCCAUUGCACAUCUAGUGGCUUUCACCGUGACACAGCACACAGACUUAUCAUACAAAAGCUGAUAAUUCUGGUGCCCGAAAGCCACUGGCUUACAUGCCUCAUAUCAUGACUAAUGCUUUGUUAUUACAUGUAAGAGAUUCUAUUUAUUUUUAUUUAAGGCAGAACACCGAAGAUAGUUCUUUUUCAAUAUAGUACAAAUUUGUUGUAAUAAAAACCAUGCACAUGCAAGAUUUUUUUAAGUUUGACACCAUUCCCUCUGGUUCCCAAUGGACUAUUUGCCAUGUCUACACAACUCCACAAAAUCCCCAUCGUUGGAAACAUCUGGAUGUUUUGCACUACAUGGGAGAAAGGUCCAGAAACAAUUUGGGUUUUGUUUGUAACUUUCCAUUUGGAUGUCUGGCGUUGCAUAGACACCAUCCACAGGUGGAACAGAUGCUUGGCAAAAACACCUGUCUGCUUUCUAAGCCAGUGAGGUUGAGGUGAGAGGUUUGCCAGAGUUUGUCUACCUCUGGGACAGAAAAAAAAAAAAAAAAAAAAAAAAAAAAAAAAAAAAAAAAAAAAAUUCAAACCAGAAGGCGCGAUGGAAUGGAUGCAUCGCAAAUAAUGCAUUUUCUGAGUUUUCUUGUUUUAAAAAAAAGUUUUUAAAAAAAAAAACUAAAAAAAAAAAAAA
This is a messenger RNA of Sus scrofa (pig), 11557 nucleotides long. It is a transcript of the gene IGF1R, whose product is annotated as insulin like growth factor 1 receptor. The record is from RefSeq and is a predicted model, not a curated record. Gene Ontology annotation, cellular component: axon; insulin receptor complex; plasma membrane. Gene Ontology annotation, biological process: positive regulation of MAPK cascade; positive regulation of kinase activity; multicellular organism development. Lineage: Eukaryota; Metazoa; Chordata; Mammalia; Artiodactyla; Suidae. Gene Ontology annotation, molecular function: phosphatidylinositol 3-kinase binding; insulin receptor substrate binding; insulin receptor activity.